AUGUAUUCUUCUGAUGCAGCAAAUUUGAAGCGUAAAAUGACAAAAUAUGUGAAAAAUGUGAAAGAAUUAAUGAAGGAAGAAGCUACACAAUCACAGAAGUCACAAAUUAAAAAUUCUCGAGAACCAGAAAUGUCAACAGCCAUACAAAAAUCGGAAAUGCAAUUAACUUUAAAUACAGAACGUAAACCUGCAAUAAAUCAGGAACAGUUUGAUAAAAAACAUGGCUAUCGACGGAGUCGAUUACCGAUUAUUUGUUGGCUUCUAACAUAUGAUUGGCAUGAAGAUUUAUUACAAGAUAUUAUCAAUGGUAUCAUGAUAUCAAUUAUUUACAUUCCACAAGGUCUUGCAUAUGGUUUAAUGGUUGGUAUACCACCGAUAUAUGGUAUCUAUACAGGUAUCGUUGGACCAUUGGUUUAUAUUUUUCUUGGAACAUCACGACAUGCUUCUACUGGUGCUUUUGCAAUUAUUUCAAUGAUGGUUGGAUCAGUAAUUGAGCAAACAUUAACGGAAUCAAAAUUAACAUAUAAUGAAACGGAUCGACUUUGUUGCUCAGAAAUAACUCAAAAACCGGAUCCCGAAAAAGCUAUUCAAUUAUCAUCAUUGAUUGCAUUCUUUGUUGGUAUCAUACAGGUAGUCUUAGGACUUUUAAAUGCUGGCUUAUUAGCUGUUUGGUUAUCAGAUCAACUUGUGGAAGGAUUGACAUCUGGUGCAGCAGUACAUGUCCUUGCUAGUCAACUUCAAACAAUGACUGGUGUUAGAAAUGUACCCCAUACAUCCGAAAUGUUUGGAAUUGUUCGAUUUAUGAUAUGUUUUUUUCGAAAUAUCCAUACAUUUCAAUUGCAUACAUUCCUCUGUACCGUUAUUUGUAUUCUCACCUUAUUAAUAUCAAAAUUAAUUAUUGAUCCGAUCAUUAAACCUUGGACAAAAACAAGAUUUCCAAUGGAAUUUCUUCUGGUCAUAUUUUCCAUUUCUUUAUGCUAUUUUGCAACCGAUACACCAUUUGAUUUACAUUUGCAUAUUGUUGGUGAUGUUGAUGCCGGAAUGCGUGCACCAUUUUUUCCUGAUUUUGGCGAAACCGGAAAGAUUAUUUUUUCGGCUUUUUCAAUUGCUAUUGUAUCAUUUGUUAUACAUAUUGCACUUGCAAAAUUAAUUGCCAAAGAAUAUAAGUAUCAAAUUAAUGUUAAUCAGGAAUGGUUAGCAUUGGGUACAAUGCAUAUUGUAGCAUCAUUCUUUGGUUGUUUUGCUGGCGGUUCAUCGUUAAGUAGGACAAUAACAAGUGCAAAAUUGGGGUCAAAGUCACAGCUAACAACAUUAGUAGUAGUAAUAGUACUACUAAUUAUUGCCUUUGGAGCUGCACCUUUAUUCAAAUAUUUACCUAAGACGAUAUUAUCAUGUAUUGUCGUGGUUGCUAUGAAAGAAUUAUACCUAAAAAUAUGUUGGUCACGUGUACUUUUACAAGAAUCAACCGUUGAUUUUUUCAUAUUUUUGGUGACAUUUACAGCAGUUGUUCUGAUAAAUGUUAAUAUUGGACUUGCAAUUGGUAUUGUUUUUGCUCUUCUUACUGUCGUCUUACGAUCACAAUGGGCAGAAAGUACAUGUAUGGGACGCAUUCCGGGGACAUCCGAUUUCAAAGGUAUUGGUCAUUAUCGUGCAGCUAUGGAAAUUUCCGGUAUUAAAGUAUUCCGAUUCGAUGCACCAUUGUAUUUUGCAAAUGCUGAAUUAUUUUUAUCAAGCAUGCAUAGCGCAACAGGUCUUGAUCCAUUAAAUAUUGUCGCAAAACUUAAGCAAACUGUUACUCAAAAGAAAAAAGCCACAGAUGAUAAUGAUAAGAAAAAGAAUAAAAGUGUUGAUCAUGAUGAAGAAAUUCAGUUGACAGUACGGCGACAUUGUAUUCAUCCAUCGAAACGAAAUAUUGAAAGAAAUGAGGAAACAGAAGAUUUAAUCCAGUUGACACAUAUUAUUGUCGAUUGUUCAUCAUUCCCGUAUAUUGAUUUAAUGGGUGUUGAUGCAUUAGCACGAGCACAUAUCGAAUAUAAAGCAAUUAAUAUUACCGUAUUUUUUGCCUGUUGUAAAGUAGCUGUACGACAAAUGUUCGAAAAUGCGCAUUUUUAUGAGCAUGUGCCGAAAAGUUACAUGUUUGUAUCAUUGCAAGAUGCAGUUGCGCAAGCGCAAUUUGAGCAACAACAAGAUAUUCGAUUUGGUAGUAGUGCUGAAGCAAUUCCGAGUAAAAUUAUGGUUUGUUUCUCGUCCUAUUAA
Molecule: messenger RNA, 2256 nt
Organism: Loa loa (African eye worm)
Lineage: Eukaryota; Metazoa; Nematoda; Chromadorea; Rhabditida; Onchocercidae
Exons: 16
Coding region: 1-2256 (751 amino acids)
Biological process (GO): transmembrane transport
Cellular component (GO): membrane
Molecular function (GO): oxalate transmembrane transporter activity; bicarbonate transmembrane transporter activity; sulfate transmembrane transporter activity
Source: RefSeq, a predicted model, not a curated record